This is a messenger RNA of Cicer arietinum (chickpea), 1309 nucleotides long. RefSeq names its product MADS-box transcription factor 1. The record is from RefSeq and is a predicted model, not a curated record. Gene Ontology annotation, molecular function: protein dimerization activity; DNA-binding transcription factor activity; RNA polymerase II transcription regulatory region sequence-specific DNA binding. Gene Ontology annotation, cellular component: nucleus. Gene Ontology annotation, biological process: positive regulation of transcription by RNA polymerase II. NCBI's taxonomy places the organism in Eukaryota, Viridiplantae, Streptophyta, Magnoliopsida, Fabales, Fabaceae.
UGCUCACCUCAACAAAACACAGGCCACCACCAGCAGCAGCACUAGCACUAGCACUAGCACAAGCACAAGCACAAUGUGUAAUCAUCAAUAAUGAAUACUAUAGCUGAGAGAAAAAGACAGGUAGAGAGAGAAAUUAAAAAGAUACUUGUACAUUAUUUGAUUUUUGGAGCAUUAGGGCUUGCUUCAUGAUAAAGAUGGUUUUGCUCACAUUCUUAAUACACGUACCUCUCACCAUCUAAAUAUUAAUUACAAAAUUGGGGAAGAAACUCAGUUACAGAGAGAGAGAGAAAAAAAGAAAUAGAGAGAUCAUGGGAAGGGGAAGAGUGGAAUUGAAGAGAAUUGAGAACAAGAUCAACAGACAAGUUACCUUUGCAAAACGAAGGAACGGUCUUUUGAAGAAAGCUUAUGAACUUUCUGUUCUUUGCGAUGCUGAGGUUGCUCUCAUCGUCUUCUCCAAUCGUGGAAAGCUCUACGAAUUCUGCAGCACUUCAAGCAUGCUGAAAACGCUUGAGAGGUAUCAAAAAUGCAACUACGGAGCACCUGAGGCUAAUGUGGCAACAAAGGAAGCCUUGGUAUUGGAAUUAAGCAGUCAACAGGAAUACUUGAAGCUGAAGGCACGUUAUGAAGCUCUACAACGCUCUCAGAGGAACCUUAUGGGAGAAGAUCUUGGCCCUUUAAGCAGCAAAGACCUUGAAACACUUGAAAGGCAACUAGAUUCUUCCUUGAAGCAAAUCAGAUCGACAAGGACCCAAUUCAUGCUGGAUCAGCUUGGUGAUCUUCAACGUAAGGAACACUUGCUAUGUGAGGCAAACAGAGCUCUUAGACAAAGGAUGGAAGGGUAUCAAAUAAGUUCCCUCCAAUUGAAUCUGAGUGCUGAAGAUAUGGGAUAUGACCGUCAUCCAGGUCAAACCCAUGGUGAUGCUCUAUUUCAACAACUUGAGUGUGAACCAACGUUACAAAUUGGAUAUCAGAAUGAUCCAGGAUCAGUGGUGACAGCUGGCCCAAGCAUGAAUAACUACAUGGGUGGAUGGUUACCAUGAUAGAGCUAUAUAUAGAAAGAGAGGGUAUGAAGCAUGCAUAAAGAUCCUGCGGUUUCAAUUUUAUUUCAAAUGAAAGGGAAAUUUGUAAUAGUAGUAUAUAUGUAAUGUAAUGUAAUGGACUUGUAUCAAUAUUGUCUACUUACCAUGUAGUAUAUAUAUAGUAAGCAGUGUUCUGUGUGAGUUUUCAAUUCAUAAAAUGUUCCCCUGUCUUUCUUCCAUCACUUUUUAUCUCAUUCUAUAAUAAUAAAAACAUUAAUUGUUUGCAUACA